Molecule: messenger RNA, 3192 nt
Organism: Acanthosepion pharaonis
Lineage: Eukaryota; Metazoa; Mollusca; Cephalopoda; Sepiida; Sepiidae
Source: the annotation of a GenBank genome assembly
AUGACGCAUGCGCCUCGUUAUUCCAGCGCCAGUGCUCGGAGAGUCUGCCUCACGAGCAAUUUACUCGCACAUAUAGGCUACUUUUAUUUCUCUCCUUCUCCUUCCUUGUAUUAUUUUCCUCCUACUCAAGCAUUAUUUUAUUUUGCUCCUACCCUUUCACUGUUUUAUUCCUCUCCUACUUCUUCCUUCCGUUAUUUUCCUCCUACUCCAGCAUUAUUUUAUUUCCUCCUCCUCUUUCUUGUUUUAUUUAUUCCUACUUUUUCAUUGCUUCAUUUUCCUCCUACCCUUUCUUUGUUUGAUUUUCCUCCUACUCUUUCCUUGUAUUAUUUUCUAUUUACUCUAGGAUUAUUUAUUUUCCUCCUACCCUUUCAUUUUUUUUAUUUCUCUCCUACUCUUUCCCUGUAUUGUUUUCCUCCUACUCUUUAUUUGUUUGAUUUUCCUCCUACUCUUUCACUGCUUUAUUUCUCUCCUACUCCUUCCUUGCGUUAUUUUCCUCCUACUCUUUCAUUGUUUAUCUCCUACUCCUUCCUUGUAUUAUUUUCCUCCUACUCUUUCAUUUUUCAUUUCUCUCCUACUCUUUCCCUGUAUUGUUUUCCUCCUACUCUUUAUUUGUUUGAUUUUCCUCCUACUCUUUCAUUGCUUUAUUUCUCUCCUACUCCUUCCUUGCGUUAUUUUCCUCCUACUCUUUCAUUGUUUAUCUCCUACUCCUUCCUUGUAUUAUUUUCCUCCUACUCUUUCAUUUUUCAUUUCUCUCCUACUCUUUCCUUGUAUUGUUUUCCUCCUACUCUUUAUUUGUUUGAUUUUCCUCCUGCUCUUUCAUUGUUUAUUUCCCUCCUACUCUUUCUUUGUAUUAUUUUCCCCUUACUCUUGGAUUAUUUUAUUUUCCUCCUACGCUUUCCUUUUUCAUUUCUCUCCUACUCCUUCCUUGUAUUAUUUUCCUCCUACUCCAGCAUUAUUUUAUUUUCCUCCUACUCUUUCAUUAUCUAUUUCUCUCCUACGCCUUCCUUAUAUUGUUUUCCUCCUACUCUUUUUUUGUUUGAUUUUCCUCCUACUCUUUCAUUGUUUAUUUCCCUCCUACUCUUUCCAUUCUGUCAAUGUUGCUUCCUCCUCUCUUUCAAUCAUACUUUCCCUCCUCCUCCUUCGAUGUUCUUCCUCCUCUCAUCCAAUGCUUCACUUGCCUCUUCUUCUUUGUAUGCUCCUUACUCCUCCUACUCUUUUAAUUCAUGUUUAUUACUCCCACUCUUCCAAUCCUCCUCUUUCAAUGUCUCUUCCCACCUACUCUUUCAAUUUUUCUACCUCUUCCUACUCUUUCAAUCCCCCAUUCUCCCCCUACGCUGUCAACGAUAUUUCUCCUCCUACUCUGUCAAUCAACCUUCCUCUUCCGACGCUGUCAAUAAUCCUUUCUCCUCCUACUCGUUUACGUCCCCUUCUUCCUCCUUCUCCGCUGUCAAUAAUCCUUUCUCCUACUACUCUUUGACUUCCCCUUCCUCUUUCUACGCCGUCAAUGGUCCUUUCUCCUCCUCCUCUUUUAACUCCCUUCCUCCUCCUAUGAUGGCUAUGAUCUUUUCUCCUACUCUUUCAAUCCCCAUUCCUCCUCCUACUCUUUCACUGAUACUAUCUACUCCUACUGUUUCAUUCUCCUAUUGCCAUUUUUUCUUCCAUCACUUUCACUUGAUUUUCUCUCGUUCUUUUUUGUUAUUUCUUUAUGUUUCAAUAUCUCUAUUGCAUGUUUCAAUGUCUCUCUUCCAUGUUUCAAUGUCUUCCCUUCAUGUUUCAAUGACACACCGUCAGGUCUCAAUGUCUCACCAUGUUUCAAUGAUGUCUUUCUUUCAUGUUGCAAUGUCUUUCCUUCAUGUUUCAAUGAUGUCUUUCUUUCAUGUUGCAAUGUCUUUCCUCCAUGUUUCAAUUUCUUCCCUUCAUGUUUCAAUGACACACCGUCAUGUUUCAAUGUCUCACCAUGUUUCAAUUAUGUCUUUCUUUCAUGCUGCAAUGUCUCUCCUUCAUGUUUCAAUGUCUCCCCUGCAUGUUUCAAUGGCGCACCUCCAUGUUUCAAUGUUUCUCCAUAUUUCAAUGUCUUUUUUUCCUGUUUCAAUGUCACUCUUGCAUGUUUCACUGUCUUCCGUUCGUGUUUCAAUGUCUCUUAGUUAUGUUUCAAUGUCUGUCCUCCAUGUAUUCAAUGUCUCUCACGUUUCAAUUUCUCAGCGUCCUGUUUCAAUGUCUCCCCAUGUUUCAAUGUUUUUUCCUUCAUGUUUCAAUGUCUCUUUAUGUUUUAAUGUCUUUCUUUCCUGUUUCAAUGUCCCUCGUGGAUUUUCAAUGUAUUCCCUUCAAGUUUCCAUGUCUCUCCUUCAUAAUUCAAUAUUUGUCUUUCAUAAUUCAAUGCCUCCCCUGCAUGUUUUAAUGGCUCUCCUCGAUGUUUCAGUGUCUCUCUUUCAUGUUUUAAUGUCACUCCUGCAUGUUUCAAUGUCUUCACUUCGUGUUUCAAUGUCUCUCCUUCAUGUUUCACCAUGUAUUCUCCAUGUUUCAAUGUCUUCCCUUCGUGUUUCAAUGUCUCUCCUUCAUGUUUCGCCAUGUAUUCUCCAUGUUUCAAUGUUUUCCCUUCAUUUUUAUUGGUGUACUUUCUUCCUACAUCCUUUCUCCCACUUUUUCACUGUUUCUUUCCUUUCUCCCUUUCUCUCUCUUAUUGGUUCAAUUUCCUCCUACCCUCUCAUUGUGUUAUUUCCUCCUACUCUUCCAUGGAUUUAUUUUCCUCCUACUUCGGCAUCGUUCUUUCAUUGUUUCAAUUUCUUCCUACCCUUUCAUUGUUUCUUUUUCUACCUCUCUUUCAUUGUUUCUUUUUCCACUAAAUCAUUCAUUGUUUCAUUUUACUCCUCUAUUAUCAUCAUUUAUUUUAGCUCCUACAUUGUGUUCAGUGUUUCGUUUUUCUCCGCCUCUUUCAUUGUUUCAAUUCCUCCUACCCUUUCAUUGUUUCUUUUUCUACCUCUCUUUCAUUUGUUUCGUUUUUGUCCCCCUCUUUCAUUUUUUCAAUUCCUCCUACCAUUUCAUUAUUUUAUUUUCCUCCUACUCCUUUGUUUUUUUUUUCUUUUUCUACUUUCUCUGUCAUUGUUUCUUUUGAUUUCUACUCGUUCAUUGUUUAAUUUGUCAUCGAUUCUUUUUUCCCUUUUACUCAUUCAUUGCUUCUUUUUUGACUCCUAA